Zootermopsis nevadensis is the source of this 8043-nucleotide messenger RNA. It is a transcript of the gene Mmp2, whose product is annotated as Matrix metalloproteinase 2. Gene Ontology annotation, biological process: collagen catabolic process; proteolysis; extracellular matrix organization. Gene Ontology annotation, molecular function: metalloendopeptidase activity; zinc ion binding. Gene Ontology annotation, cellular component: extracellular matrix. Lineage: Eukaryota; Metazoa; Arthropoda; Insecta; Blattodea; Termopsidae. The record is from RefSeq and is a predicted model, not a curated record.
AACUGGUGCUUGGAGCGGCCGGACAGGUUUUUGUUCAUAUCAAUGACUGUGGGGACCCUGCAUGGGUCCCUCCUUUACACCAACCGCCGUGGUGUCCCCGUUAUUCGAGAAAUAUUUAACCUGGCUCGGACGAAACGUGUUAAUUGUCGUAUUCGUCUUCUUUCGUAUCUUUUUUUCUUUUUUUACGAAAUUUUGUGGGUGUGUCAGGACGUGUGUUACCUGCAUGUGUAGUGAGACUUCUCUGAUUCUAUCAUUUUAAAUAGGAGAAUGUGUGUGGACGUGUAAAGAAAAAGACUACUCAGAAAUUGUUGACUGUGGACACGAACUGGAAAAUUAAAAACCGCAACUCCUAUCCGUGUUUCUUGUUCUCCGAUGUGUUUGCGGUGUUCAUUUGACGUAUGGCGGUUGGUGAUUCCCGUUGAUAAGACGAGUGAGCAGUUUAUAAAAGAAAGAAACAAACGGCUAGCUCAUUCCAUAGUUUUGUGUAGUCAGCGUACACAGCCCAUUGCAACUAUUCGCUCAGUAAUUGAUUUCUUGGUGGUACGUUUUUAAAACAUACGGAAGGGGAGGAACUUCAGAUUGGUGAUUCACGUGUGUUUUGUAACCCUCGUUACCUCUCGCUGUACACUCCCCUCCACAACUCAAGACAAGGACAAAUAUAUACAAUGAAAGCCACACAGUAGACAUGCUUUUCCAGUUACAUUCGGUCGUCUGUGAAGCAUUGUUGUCAUUUGUAACUAGUUUUACCAAAACGACGGGUGUGUCUAAUGAUUAUUGUCGUUGACAUGAGAUGAUGGCUGCAUUGUUGCGACUAGGAGUUUCAACAGUGAUGGAUAUCGAUCUCAAUUGCAGUGAGACACGUCACAAGACGUGUUAUGAAGAUGACAUUGUUGUAAGUGACAGAAGGACUAGUAGAAGGAAUUGGUGUGGCUUUAGAAAGUGUCCUGGGUUCGAACACGGUGGUUGUCGCAUCAGUUUGUGUUGGACGGCGUUUUUGAUAGUGAUUAUUGUGCUUUGGUGGUGUCCAAGCUCAAGUUUCGGGAAGCCAGUUCCAGGAACUCUUGACGGUGAUCGGAGAGGAUUAGGAAGAGAUGAGAGUGGCCGACAGAAGAGGGCAAUCAUUGGCGAUAAUGUGCACCGCUAUCUAAUGGAUUUCGGCUACCUGCCUCAGUCUGACUUGGAAACUGGCAACCUGAGAACCGACGACCAACUCCGAGAUGCCAUCAGAACUUUGCAGACGUUCGGCAGCAUUCCGGCAACGGGCGAAAUGGACGACGCUACUGUAUCGUUGAUGCAGAAACCUCGGUGUGGCUUGCCCGACAUCGCGUCCACCCACUUCCGCAGCAAGCGCUACACACUUCACGGCCAGAAGUGGCACUACACCAACCUAACGUGGAGCCUUCGGACCAUGAAUCCACGUGGGCUCGAUCCUGGAGUGGUACGGGCUGAACUGUACCGGGCGCUGGAUGUCUGGGCACAGAAUUCCAAACUUUCCUUCCGUGAAGUCAACGAUGAUCGGGCAGACAUUUUAGUAUUUUUUGAAAAGGGCUACCAUGGAGAUGGCUAUCCAUUUGAUGGGCCGGGGCAGAUUCUAGCACAUGCUUUCUUUCCUGGUGGUGGUCGGGGAGGUGAUGCCCAUUUUGAUGAAGAUGAAACGUGGCUUCUGUUAGAGGGGGAUCACCACCAGGGCACGAGUUUGUUUGCAGUAGCGGCACAUGAGUUCGGUCACUCCUUGGGUUUGUCCCAUUCAUCUGUGGCUGGGGCUCUUAUGUUUCCGUGGUACCAAGGUCUCAAACCAAACUUCCAACUGCCAGAUGAUGAUCGUCACGGUAUUCAGCAACUGUAUGGCCCUAAAGAUGAUCGGAGAGUGUGGGAAAUAAUUCCUAAUUACAGUCCACAUCCACCAAUAAAUUAUCCUACUCAUCCACCAUAUCCUAGACCACCACCAGAGUUGCCCACACAACCACCUAGACAGCCACCUCAAACACCUAGAGAACCACCUAGACAGCCACCUCUAACACCAAGACUGCCACCUACAAGGUCUGACCCUGUUCCUCCUGAGAAGCCAACAAAGAAACCACACGGGAAGGCAGGCAAACCUGACACCUGCGAUACAAGUUACGAUGCCAUCUCUGUUAUUAGGAGGGAGGUGUUUAUCUUCAAAGGAAGGUACAUCUGGAGGAUUGGGGACAGUGGCUUAUAUGCAGGAUACCCAGCAGAGACGCACAGAAUGUGGAAUGACUUGCCAAAGAAUUACACGCACAUAGAUGCGGUUUAUGAGAGAGGAGACAAGAAGAUUGUAUUUUUCAUUGGCAAGCAGUAUUACCUCUACAAUGGUAAUGAACUUGGAGAAGGAUUUCCAAAGCCCCUCACUAACCUUGGUCUGCCAGAGUCACUGGAGAAAAUUGAUGGUGCCAUGGUGUGGGGACAUAAUGGGAAAACAUACUUCUUCAGUGGAACCAUGUAUUGGAAGUUUGAUGAAGACAUUGGGAAGGUGGAAUUGGAUUAUCCACGAGACAUGUCCAUGUGGAGUGGUGUUGGGUAUAACAUUGACACUGUUUUUCAAUGGAAAGAUGGGAGGACAUAUUUUUUCAAAGGAAAGGGCUUUUGGAAAUUUAAUGAUGGACGGAUGCGAGUGGAGAAUGAACAACAAACACUUUCGGCACCUGUUUGGAUGGGAUGUCCACGUGAAAUGGAAAGGCCGACAGAACCAAGCCACCUACUUCCUCCUAAAGAAUUGGAUAUUCAACCACUACCAUCACAGUCUAACACAAUCUCUGUUUGUGUAAAUACAUUACUGACUGUGUUACUACUACACUAUGUGAUCACACCAAGUUAUCAUUUUUAAUAGUAUCAGAAUGUUGUGAACUUCUGUUUCCAAAUUUGGAAUUCUUAUAUUUCUGUGAUACAUUUGAAUGGUUGUAUUCUUGUUCCUCGCGAUUUUGAAUUUUUCAUAUCAGGAUGGAUACUUAUUUCAUAAACACUGGUCUUUGUUUUAAAAGUAUUGAAUAUUAAUUACAGGAUGACACCACCAUAAUAUAAUAAUAUGCACUGUCAGAUACAUCAGUCUGUUUUAAGGGUAUUGAAUAUUAUUUAAAGGAUGAUAUUUCUCUGUGGUAUAAUUUACACUGUUGGAUAUGCGUACACCAGUCUUUAUUUUAAGUGCAUUGAAUAUUACUUUUAAUGAUGAUGUUAGUAUGGUAUAAUUUACACUUUUUAUAAAUUACCUGCUGCUUCACAGACAGUGAACCAUGUUUAUUUUACUACAUCUAAUAGGUAUCCUCUCAUUUUACCUGAAGAGGAAGACAAAGCCAGCCAGGCAAAAUGUCAUUUUGUAUCCACAAAGGACAGCAUUUUCUCAUUUUUAUUUUAAACCAGUCGGAAAACAGAACCUCAUUGAAUUUACAUUUUUCAUAAUUCUGCCUUCUCUGAUUUUGAGGAUGUUAACAUAAUUUCUUAUGCAGAGUCUUUAAUCAUAACUUGAGUUAAUAAUAUGAAGACUGCAUGAUCAGUGUACAUAAUACCUUUGGUUAAAUGUAAGACAUACACAUUUUGGAAACAUUGCCAAUGUGUGUUUACUGCUUACUGCAUGGGGUUGUAAUUAUAGUUAUUUUGAAGAUGGUGUAAUAUAUCCCUCACACCCAUGUAUGUAAUUUUGUGUAUUGCAGGCUGUAAAAUUACAAAUUGUUAAUUGUAAAGAAGGAAAAUUCAGGCACUUGCUGUGUCAGAGUAAGUCAGCAUCACUAAAAGACCCUCCAUAUUUAGGAAACCCUUCUGCCUAAGUUCUCACCAUUAAAUCUUGUAAGGGACAUUGUGGUUUAACUUCAUGCACUCUAGACCUCGAUGCUAGGUGGAGGACAGAUUAACACCGAUGCCAAGGAUCAAACUCCUGGUCCUUGUUGGAUAAAAGGCUGGGUUAGCCCUCAUGCAGUCUGCAAGGUUGUGAAGAGAAAAAUGUCAACCUUUGAUGGGAGUCCUGCCCUGCCUGAUCCAGUUUUUGCCAUUCACCUUACUGCUGUGAUGGCUAUUCAGGCUUGUGGCAAGUCAUUGUGCACCAUGGAGUAUGCCAAUACAUGGACACCAGUAGACAUGUCAUUAUAAGCCAAACUGACGGUGCCAUCUACAUGCGAAUGAGUUUGAUUUUAUAAUCUACCAAACCACUGGAAAAUACAAGUAGCUUCUGAAUAGUACUGAGUCGAAGGUAGGAUUUGGGAUUCUAUUAUGGAAUGUGUUUUUGAGUUAUAGUCAUCUUGUUCAUGAUGGGUGACUGAGUUUGGACAAGUCUCUUCUGACAUACGCUUUUCAGGUGAUGUGGGUCACUUUCUUGAUGUGUUUGGGAGGUUGAUUGCAGGGAGUUUGGAAUUUCAUUAUUCGAGAAUAUUGUGGUUAUUGUAUGCAGAUUGUGUUUAAAGUACAAGGUCAGAUUUUUCACUGUCAUAUGAAUGACAGUGGCUAGUCUAGCUGUCUGUAAUUCCCACAUUGACAGAAAUGUUUAUGGCUAACCCCUUAUGUUGGCAUGUAAAUGGCUACAUGUGGAUGACCAAUGGCUACUUUAAAUGUGAAUCAUGUUUUCAGUUUUGUCAAAAUGGAAGUUGUGUAUAACCAUCAGAUGCACAGGGCAGUGACUUGAAUUUUCAAAAGUAAGACUUGCCUGUGAUCCGUUGUUCAUUUAAAUUAUUAACCUAGGUUGUUUGAGAAACUGGUCAUGAGGUCUCAUUGUUACCCUGUACCAACAUUCCAAAAAGGGCUAAGAUUUCUCAGGAUCUGAGCUGCAUUGUCAUAGCCUCUCCAGCUAUCAGUUUCUAAGCUCAUUGCAUUGCUUGUUCUCACUUCCUAUCAUGUGGUCUCAUUCAGUUGAAAGGUCAACAUAAAGUGACAGGACUGCACAGUGCGUAAAGUUGAACAGUUGACGAAAUAGCACAGGGAAAACAUACAAAUGCUGAAACGGCUUGGAUUAAUAUGAAAACGAGGCACAGUUUGAUAAAUCGGUCUUCAUUUUGAGUGAACAGAUCAAAGUAAGUGGAGGGAACCAAGUGUGAAAUUGUCUGAACAUUUAGCACCUUAUUGGUAAAGUCAUCUGGCAUUAUUUUAGAGUUCCUGUAAUAUGUGGUUUUAUUCUUGAGCAGUAUGACAGCUGUUUUUGUGUGUAGGGACUAUAUUCAGUAUGAAAGUCAUUUGUAUAGGGGGACAGUUUCAUGCAACAGAAAUCUUAUGAACUUACUUUAAUACAAAUGGUUAAAAAUUUGCUUGGAAAUUUAUGAACAGUUCUCAGAAAUAUGUUGGGGUAGUUGCUAGUAAAGAGAUUAGCUAUAGGCUGGAUUCUCAAACUAUUUUUUUGCUAGUUGGCUUUCUGUUUUGUGGGUAAUAGGGCUGUUUCCCUAAGGCAAAACAGCUGAAGCAUGAAACUGUUCACCUGCAUCUAGUGAUAAGGUUAAGAAGUGUAUGGAACUUACCUCCACUUUUGUGCGCAACUUUCAUGACAUGCUAGGCACAAGGAUGUUGCCUUUCUUUCACUUUUGUAAGUCGAGUAUGAUUGGUCACAGUAAUAUAAAAGUUCCAAAUUUCUCAGAACAAGCAUAAAUUUAAAAGCCACUGUCACAUCAACUACACUGUUUGACCCAGCUAUUAGGCCGUUACGCAUUGAGCGAUUAUAUUGAGUGGUGUGCAGUGAGUACCAGAAGUGUUUUAAUUUGUGAUGUUCCAUUUGUAUACCAGGAUAUGAAAUUGCUGGCUUUGUUCAUGGCUGAAGGGACUAUUCGGUAAGCAGUUGUCUACAAAUGUGGGAUGCUGUCAUUUGGAGUUUUUAAUGCUGAAAUUUACUUGCACCCAAGUGAAGGAUGUUAGGCUCCUAAUAUGUAUUUAUUUUAUGUCAUUUUAAGUAUAUUUUAUUGAUGUAAGCAAUAUAAGGUGUUUUUAACAUGGAAUUUUGUUCCUUAUGUCACUGGGAAUGCCAACACUUCACACUGCCAUCUACUAGGAGAUUUAAUUUUCCUCUGUUAAUGGUGAUUAAGCAAAUAACUGGUUUUAAUCUCCACAGACUUUGAAUAUGUGGUCUUGUUUUAAAAAUGAUGUUUAUUUAUAAUGUCACUCAUAUUACAUUACUUGUACACAUGCAGUUGCAAGAGAAUCUUGUCAGAAAAAAAGCAUACAGGAUAUAUGAAAAUUGUGAUCAUGAUUAUUAACGUUGGUGCCAAAGUCAUUCAAAAUGUAUAUAAUAGGGAAUUUAAGUCAAAAUUAUUCAUAGCAUUUUUUAUUUUUAUUUUUCAUGAUCAGUGCAUGGUAUGAAGGCAGUUUUUUUUUUUGCGUGGUUCAUAACACUAGUGGGCAUGAAUACAGGGAAGCUGAUUGUUGUGCUAUCUUGUAAGAUAGAAAACUGAUGUUUGGACAUAAGAACAAAGGUAAAACCAUUUAUGAGAAAUUAUAUUUUGAGCAUUGUGGCACCUAGGAGGACAGUCUGUAAACAAAGGCUUACUUUUACAAGGUGGUAUUCUCAGGUAAUAUAUAUGUUGCAUAAUUGACACUGAAAAUGCGAACAAAAUCUGCCAAAUUGCAAGUUGUAUUUAAACAAAAAGAAUUCACGCUGCAGUGUGUAUUGCUGCAAUGUGGUUUGGUGCAAGUUGAAUGAUUGUCUUUGUUGCUUCAGAAUUAAAAAUAGGUCACCAAUAUUUAUUUUUACUGUACUACUGUUUUUAUUCAAAUGUGUCUGUGUAAUGCUUCUAUAAUCUAGUGGGCAGUGCAGUUAAGGAAUACUGUUAUUCAGUUCUGUUGACUGUAUUAUACAUUAAAAGAAUGUUUGUGAACUGAGUUAUUGUAUUUUAUGCCAAAACUUGUAGGUAAAACCUAGAGACUGAGCAAAUAAAACUCUUCCGGCAACCAGAAAGUAGUUCUGCGGUAACAGCAUUGUUGCUUUGUAUAUCUAUCCUAGGUGCUAAGUGCUCCUGUAGUGUUUUGAAUGUGAUGAAAUAUGGUACUGUAAAGGCAGUUCUAGAUUGGUGCAUAUAUGUUGUCCAUUCAUAAAUGUAAAAUGGGAAAAAUCUGAUUUUGAAUUCCAUAAAAGUAUGUGAAGCAUCUGAAAAGUUGAUGUAACUAGGCAUGAUUAAAUACACUACCUUUUGACAUCAUAGUAUUCAUGAAAUCUGUAAUUUAUCUGAAGGGCAUUAGACUAGUUUUGUAGUAUCCAUCUUAUUUUUGUAUCCUGAAAGAUGUUCAAGGGGUUGUACUCCAUUUUCAAAUUAUAUUUAUGGCAGCAUUCUGACAGGUCUUUUGCAUAUUGCAUUAAACACUUGAUUAAUCUGAGAUGAGUUUGUAAAAGUCUUCUUUUUAUUUGAAUAGCUCUGUCCUGCCCCAAAUUAAGAAGAAUAUUUUCUUGUUUUUGAUCUGCACCAGUAUUUAUAACUGAAGCACUUAUGGUCGUCAUUUUGCACAUGGGCUAUGUACAGUUCCAGGCAGAAGGCAGAGCAUGUCAUUCUGCAAUAAGUGUACACUUGGAAGUAUUCUAGCAUAUUUUUUAGUAUGCAAAUAAUUCCAGUGAUCAUGCAACAUAGCUGCAUAUUUUGAAUGUCUAUUACCUGCUGUGAAUGAAGGGUAUUUUGUUUUUGAUUGUCACACGAUUUCAUCAAUAUUCAUUUCUCCCACUAUUUUAAUAUUUCACAACCAUGCAUUGCUAUAAGUGUGAAUUCAUGUUUAAACUAACAUAUUUUAAGAUGUCAGUAAUAUGACCUAAUACAAUAGCCUUUUCUGAAUUGCCAUACAUAUGCACAGAUAUCAUGAAGUUAAGCCACUGUUAAAUUUUGCUUCCAUAUUCAAAAGUGGAUGACAGUAUGUAAAGAGUAUUUUGUUUCAUACAGUAAACCACCAUCUCGGUAAUCUGAACUGUUGAAUUUUCAGUUUUCACAAGAAGACAGCCGUCUUCAUACUCUUAUGCUUUGAGAACUUUGAAUCUCAUGAAAUUUUCAUAAAGGAUUAUAAAGUAAGGUAUGCUUGUAAAUUGUAUUUGGCUGUGUGUAACAGGUAAUGAAUUAAAUAUAGGAUUUCAGUUUGUAA